This is a messenger RNA of Cuculus canorus (common cuckoo), 1012 nucleotides long. It is a transcript of the gene DDRGK1, whose product is annotated as DDRGK domain containing 1. NCBI's taxonomy places the organism in Eukaryota, Metazoa, Chordata, Aves, Cuculiformes, Cuculidae. The record is from RefSeq and is a predicted model, not a curated record. The transcript has 9 exons. The coding region runs from base 68 to 964 and encodes 298 amino acids.
GGACGUACCAAGCACCGCCCCCUCCCAUUCCUCCCCUCACCCGUAGCCCGUGUGGGCGGCGCCGGCGAUGGCGGCCGCUCUGCUCGCUGUCCUGGCUGUGCUGCUCGCCGUCCUCCUCUUCUUCGCCACCCGCCGCCGCAGCCAGGCCAGGGCAGCUGAUGAGGAACCUCAGCAAAAUGUGGUCGCAGCAGCAGCAGCCAGGCCUCGGCCCCACGCUGAAGAGCGGGGAGAUGGGAUGCCAAGGCGCCGGAGGAACAUGGGAAACCGGCUGAUGGCCCAGAGGAGAGCACAGCAGGCCGAGGACUGGGUGGAAGAAGAUGAUGAUGCUGAGGAGGUGCCAGAAUUUCAGGUGUCUGGGAAAAUUGGAGCAAAGAAGCAGAGGAAAUUAGAAGAGAAACAAGCCAGAAAAGCACAGAGAGAGGCUGAAGAAGCAGAGCGAGAAGAACGGAAAAAACUUGAGUCAAAAAGAGAGGAGGAAAGGCGGAAAGAAGAGGAGAGAAUACGUCUCGAGGAAGAGCGACAGGAAGAGGAAAAAAGGAAGGCAAAGGAAGAAGAGGAGAAGAGAGAGUAUGAAGAGUACCUGAAGCUGAAGGAGAGUUUUGUAGUUGAAGAGGAAGGAGUUGAAGAAUCAAUGACAGAGGAAGAGUCUCGCAGCUUUCUAAUGGAAUUUCUGGAAUACAUUAAGAAAACAAAGGUAAUCCAGCUGGAGGACUUGGCUUCACACUUGGGUUUAAGAACACAGGAUGCGAUUAACAGAAUCCAGGACCUGCUGGCAGAUGGCACUCUAACAGGUGUGAUUGAUGACAGAGGAAAGUUCAUCUACAUCACUCCAGAGGAGAUGGCUGCCGUGGCUCGCUAUAUCAAACAAAGAGGACGAGUCUCCAUCGCAGAGCUGGCCCAAGCGAGUAAUUCCCUCAUCAACCUACAGCCUGACAGCCGAGCUGUUGCUCCAACUGCGGUGUGAAACUAUGCUGUAAGAAAAAUACAGCAGGGGGUUGACCUUUUAAUGAAU